GUGCAAGUUCCCCCUCUAUUGAUGAAACCCGAGGACAAGGACGUCUACACGCGCACAGUAUGUUGGCUUAGCGGCUAGGGAACCAGUUUAGAGACAAGUCUCAAUAGUAAUAAUGGAAGCAUACUGGAAAGUCAGUUUGGAAGAGGAGUUCAAACGUAAUAAGGAACUGAAACAAGAUGACCUGACGUUGAUCAAAGACUGGAUGAGCAAAACACCACAUCUACCCAAACUUAUCGACGUUCAGAUAGUUUUGUUUCUGAGAGCGUGCAACUUCAGCCUCGAAAGGACGAAGGAGGUGAUCGAUUUGAACUACACCAUGAGGACCAGGCUUCCGGAAAUGUUCGCGGACCGAGACCUGAAGCGAGACUGGCUGCAGAAAGCCAUGGCAAAUAUGAAUGUAACAUUCAUGCCGAACAGAGACAAACACGGUAACGUGGUUGUUUUAUACCAAAUAAAAAAGAUGGACAUAUCCAACUUUAACAUGGAGGAAUACGCCAAAUUGACUUUUAUGCUCCAGGAUAUGAGCAACUGCAUGCUCGGAUCGGCUCCUGGAUACGUUUUCAUCCAGGACCUUCAAAAUUUAACCUUCUCAGAAAUACUUCAGUGUCCUAUAUCAUCAACGUCCAAUAUGUUAAAAUUCACUCAGGAGGCGUCUAAUUGUGUCAUAAAGGGUCUCCAUUUCAUCAACGGUGGCAUGGUGAUUGAGAAAUUGUUCGCGCUGAUGAACCCAUUUCUCAAACCAGACGUUAAGAAAUUGAUCUUUGUACAUUCAACUGUUGAUAGUAUGGUUGAAGCAGUCGGCAAAGAGGUAGUGCCAUCUGACUAUGGCGGUACCGGGCCGUCUUGGAAAGAACUUAACGAAAAGACGAUACAAGAUCUCAACGAGCACCAGCAGUAUUUUUUCGAAGAGAUGAAGCAGAGGGUGGUCGAAAAGAAGAGGACAGCUAACGAGUUGAAGGAAUACGGGAUUCAAGGGUCGUUCAAGAAGCUAGAAUUAGACUGAUCUGUUAUUAAUAAUUACUGUGUUAUAAAAUAUAAACUGUGGUUUCCAAACA
Molecule: messenger RNA, 1055 nt
Organism: Cimex lectularius (bed bug)
Lineage: Eukaryota; Metazoa; Arthropoda; Insecta; Hemiptera; Cimicidae
Product: clavesin-2-like
Exons: 7
Coding region: 113-1003 (296 amino acids)
Cellular component (GO): membrane
Molecular function (GO): phosphatidylinositol bisphosphate binding
Source: RefSeq, a predicted model, not a curated record